AUGGAUACGCACGACACACUCGCUUGGUGGUUGUUAUGUUAUAGCGGUGGUUGUGCCACAGGUGGAGCCGUAGGAGGAGCGUUGGCUCCUGCUAUGGCGAUGUGUUGUGUCAUUGCUUCAGGGGUAGCACGAGUUGGAGCUUCCGAGUCAUAUGCUGAAGGUCUUCUUUGGUUAUCUGAACAGUUAGAUGAGCAAGGAGAAGUGGAUCCUUUAUCUGAACCGUUCGAGGAGCAAGGAGAAGUUGAUCCUAUUGAGGACCUAGUGGGGCCUCGCGAGGAUGAACUUGUGUUGGAUCUCGAAUGCGGGGAAGGGAAAUCGGGAAGCCGGAGCCUCCAUGAUGUGGGAGGUAUAGUCAUCCGAGAAGGGGGUGCCGCCCGUGCAGCUGCUACCGCCAACAUCGCGGGCCCCCCACUGAAUGUCGUUGCUGAAGAAGUGAACCAAGAGCAGCAGGGCUUCAAAAGAGAGGCAGACGAGUACAUGCCGAUAGCCAAUAUCACCCGAAUCUUGCGGCGUGUCCUCCCCACCCAUGCCGAAAUCGCCGACAAUGCCAAGGAAGCUAUCCAGGAAUGCGUCUCAGAGUUCAUCAGCUUUAUCACCGCCGAGGCAAACCGGCGGUGCCGCCGUGACUACAGGAGAACAGUCACAUCGGAGGACGUGCUGGCAGCAAUGGCCUCUCUAGGUUUCGACGACUAUUUGGAGUCGCUCACAGUUUUCCUCAACAACCACCGCACGCAGCAGGACCCCGAGCGUGGCUCUAGGAAUCAAAUAUCGCAAAUUGUUAUGCGAGAUGGCGGCGUCGGAGUUGGCUUCCUUCACCACCAGCAACCGCAAAGUGCUCCCACGGUGCGGCCGCCACCACCACUACUGGCGGCACCAACAAUGGGGUAUUAUGUCCCCUUACCGCCACCUGUUGCUGCUACAAUGGAAGACGAGGAAGAAUUUGGUGGGGUAACAAAUGAAUAUAUCUUGCAGAACCAUGGUGGUGGGGAAGGGUCCUCCGACGGCCGCGAGUUUGACCCGUUUCAGUAG
Messenger RNA from Erythranthe guttata (spotted monkey flower), 1029 nucleotides. The record is from RefSeq and is a predicted model, not a curated record. NCBI's taxonomy places the organism in Eukaryota, Viridiplantae, Streptophyta, Magnoliopsida, Lamiales, Phrymaceae.